This is a messenger RNA of Fonticula alba, 1011 nucleotides long. RefSeq lists its product as hypothetical. Gene Ontology annotation, molecular function: protein binding. NCBI's taxonomy places the organism in Eukaryota, Rotosphaerida, Fonticulaceae. The transcript has a single exon. Bases 1 to 1011 code for a protein of 336 amino acids. The record is from RefSeq and is a predicted model, not a curated record.
AUGCGUCUCCCCCGUUGCCAGUUCACCGAUGGCUACUCCGUCUCCUCUGUGGCGUCGAGCCUCCUCAACACGCUGGCCCGAGAGGACACCGAGGAGAUCGACUUUGCCAUCCGGUACCUGGACCUGGCCGUGGAGCGGGGCAUCCUGAGUGCCCAGCUGACCGCCACGCAGCUGUACUCCGGUCUUGCGGACUACCCGUGUGUGGAGGGCCGCGACCGGGACCUGCCGCGGGCCGUGCGCACCGGCUGCAUGGCCGCCGACAAUGGCUGCCUCACGUCGAUGUUCAUCGUUUGUCACCACUUCUCCUUCGGCCUGCUGCGCGAUGGGGGCAUCUGUCUCGAUGGCGAGGGUGCCGGCGAGGAUGAGGAUGACAGCACCCCGGCCGGGGCCGUUCGUCACCCGGCGGAGCAGGUCCUCCUCUUCCCGGACUGGUUUGCCGCCUCGCGCCUGUACCUGCAUUACAUCAUGCUGUCGGAGGAUGUGCCGGCCACUUCGCUGGCCCAGUACCUGCCGUCCAUGAUCAGCCGUCUGGGGUCCAUGUACCUGGCUGGUGGCCAUGGCCUGCUGCGGUCCAUCCGCUCGGCUGUUCCCUUCCUGGAGAUGGCCCACCGCAUGGGUGAUCUGGAGUCCACCGGGCGUCUGGCCUUCAUCUAUGCCUUCGCCGGGUAUCCGUACAUCCCCCGCGACCUGCAGCGUGCCCAGGUGUACUUCAGCAUCAUCCGCCGCUUCGAUCCCUCUUUCCCGAUGCCCUCGACUCAGGAGCUGAACGCCAAGUACCGCGACUACAAGAAGGCCAUGGAUGAGAAGAUGGGCAUUUCCCAGCCGGCGUCCUCCUCGAGCUCUGGCAAGAAGAAGUCCAAGCGCCCUGCCGGGACCAAGGAUGGCAAGGAUGCCACCAAGAAGGACGCCAAGGGCGAGGAGUCUUCCUUCCCGUGGAUCAUCCCCGCCUCGGUGGCCGCUGUGGCCGCUGUGUCGAUGGUUGUCGCCGGCCUGCUGAUGUCCCGCCGUUAA